AUGGAGGCACUGUCAAAACAUUUCCGAUUCUUUCAGAUGCAGGUGGUUGAGCCCUAUCUGUGCAACCUUUUUAUGAUGGGGCUACGCUACGACAUUGAGGAAGCUGUUAGACCUCUGGGCAUUCGUCAGUUCCAAGUGCUAGUGGAGAAAGCCAGAGAGGUGGAAGCCAUGAAGAACCAUCGGGGAAGCCGACAAGUGAGUGGUGGGCCAAUCCGGUCUAAUCCACAACAACUGAGGAAAGAUGAUAAGGGAAGGAAGCCCUUCCCCAAGAAACCCUACCAACGAUCCCAAGCAAGAGGACACAGUUCAGGACAACUCUACAGUGGAGUUACAACCAACACCGGGGCACCUACCCCACGCCCUGAAGUCAUCUGCUUCAAGUGUCACAAACCGGGACAUUUAGCCAACCAUUGUGACGAUAAGGCUUUCAACUGCUGUAAUUACAACAAGCCUGGACAUCUGUCAAGGGAUUGCAAGGAACCUAAGGCAGAGACUACUCGCGACACUGACAGGGGAAAGCGCCCUAUGGCCACGGGAAGAGUUUAUGCACUGUCUGGAUAG
This is a messenger RNA of Lotus japonicus, 561 nucleotides long. RefSeq lists its product as uncharacterized. The record is from RefSeq and is a predicted model, not a curated record. The coding region runs from base 1 to 561 and encodes 186 amino acids. Lineage: Eukaryota; Viridiplantae; Streptophyta; Magnoliopsida; Fabales; Fabaceae. Gene Ontology annotation, molecular function: nucleic acid binding; zinc ion binding. The transcript has a single exon.